This is a messenger RNA of Lathyrus sativus (Indian pea), 714 nucleotides long. Lineage: Eukaryota; Viridiplantae; Streptophyta; Magnoliopsida; Fabales; Fabaceae. The record is from the annotation of a GenBank genome assembly.
AUGGAUGAUAGUAAUGUGAAAGAGGAGUGUGGUGGUGAAGUUGAUAUUGAAAGUGGAUUGGUAAUAAUUGAAGAUGAUUCUGGUAAUACUAAACAAGGGAGAACAUUAUUUGAAAAAAUUUAUUGUGAUUUUGUUGGAGAUUCUAUAAAAAGUGAUGAUAGAAAUAGUGAUUUGGGUGGAGUUUCCAUGGACAUGGUGAAAGUGACAACAGACAAGUUGUUACCGGGGAAAGACUCUGUGAAGAGUGUAGAGAAUUGUUUAGUUAAGGAGAAAAGGAAAAAGUCUGGUAACAAAAAAGCGGCGAAACCUCCACGAGCUCCACGUGCACCGUCGUUGGAUGCGGCUGACCAGAAGUUAAUUAGGGAGAUCACUCAACUUGCCAUGGUGAAGCGUGCGAGGGUAGAGCGGAUGAAGGCGUUGAAGAAGAUGAAAGCGGCUAAAUCGUUGUCGCCGUCUCCCGGUAGUGGCGUAUUUUCGUUGGUUUUGACUGUUGUCUUCUGUAUUGUGAUCUUAGUUCAAGGCAUGUCAGCAUCAUCUGGAAAGAGUUCAGUAACAAGUUUCCAGGGGUCUCCUGUAUCUGCAGAAGGAGCUGAGGCUGGUCUUAUCGCAGUUCAACUUCAACACCACUUGAAUCCAUCUUCAAUUGAACAUCGUGCACCUUUAGAGUCUCACAAAAUUGUUCAUGUUUCAUAUUUGCCUAGAAAGCUGAGAUGA